Clunio marinus is the source of this 219-nucleotide messenger RNA. Lineage: Eukaryota; Metazoa; Arthropoda; Insecta; Diptera; Chironomidae. The record is from the annotation of a GenBank genome assembly.
AUGGAGACAUUUUAUGGAUCCAACCAUUUGUAUAAAUGUUUGAAUUUGCAUAGCAGAUUACAUCUUAGAGAAUGUUGUGGUAGAUAUGAAAUUGCUGAUAAGUUUGAGAAGGGAAAAUACCUCUUUUGUGUUUACGUUAACGAGUUCUUGAACAUAUUUAAAAUAACUUAUGAAAAGAUUUGGAGUACAGAAAUGCUUAAAAAGAUAAUUAAUAAUUAA